UACCAAGUUAUGUCAAAACUUUAUAAUCCCAAUUUAAAAUCUGCAUUGUUGGUAAUUUAAGUAUUUUAACUUAGUCACACAUUCAUAUUUAACGUAUUCACAGGCAGCGAGGUAAAUUGCCCUUUUCUACAACCCUCAUUUCAUAUGGCACCAUUUAAUCAGUUAUUGGGAGCUGUCGCUCACAUAGAUGAAAAAUCGGAGUUCUUUCAUAUAAAUGAAUGGCUCAUAUUAAAUGAAUGGACACACACAUUUUUUGUAGGUCGCACUGAUACGUCCUGUUGACGGAAAAACUGAGUCCUUAAGGCCCACACAAGGGCCAGAAGGUACGCCACGCAUUAUCAAUGAUUGUUUUUAAAAAUUUAAUUCCAGCCUAAAUUUUAUGGAAUGAAAAUUAGUAUUAUUGUACAUGAACGGAGUACAGGAAAUUUGGCUUGUAGACAAUACAGGUCUCAGUAGCUUAUAUGAGAUUCACAUCCACGAAGCACCACGUUGCAAUGUUGACGUUAAAGUUUCAAACAAAGUACGACGAUAUUUAAGAGUCUUCGUCUCUCACCUGAUUCAGGAUUAUGGAAGGCUACAAUAGACUUCAUUAAACCAUAAUAAGAUCCUUCUGUGCCGUAAUAAGUUCCAAGAUAACUCAAUUAAAACGAGUUGACUUUUCUUGGAGGAAAGAUGUGAUGUCGACCAAACAAGCGUAUUAGAUCAACAGAUGCUCGGUCACAUAACUAUCGCUCUGUAGGUUUGUGUGAAUAGUACCUACAUUUUUGUUGGACAUCACUCGAUAAUAAUUACAUGAAACUUUUAAACUCUUUACAUGAUGGCAAGUGCGAUGAUAGAGUGCGACGUUUGUAACGAGGAAUUCGACACAGGCAACCACAAACCACUGUGCCUGACCUGCGGCCACACGUUUUGCUUUUCUUGCAUUACACAUUUUCUAGAACGCCCUGGAGAUCAGAAUUGCCCAAAAUGUAGGGGAAAAAUUUUCCUACGAAUUGAUCAAAUGUUGGUCAACUACGCAUUGAUUCCUCCCGAAAAAACGGCUCGUCCACAUCCCCCGAGCUCGCUGUCAGAGGCACCGUGCCUCCAUCAUGGGAAGGCGCUGGAUUACCAGUGCGUGGACUGCAUGGAACUCGUGUGCUUCACGUGCACCAGGGGCACGCAUAAAAAUCACGAAAUUGAGUUAAUAGACGACAUACUUCAGGUGGAUGAAUCUGUUUUAAACCCGUGGACGAAAAUACGGACCACAAUACACGAUAAACUCGGGCGAUGGAAUAACUUAGUCUCCGUAUCAGACGAUAUUUUGAGUUUGAUUGAUGAAAUUAUAACCCUAAGGACUAAAUUUCAAGGAUGCAAGGAUUCGCUGCUGGUCCAGCAAAUGUCGACAAAACAAGACCUCCAGGCCUGGGAUGCCCCGGCCACCGUUGUGAAUGAGAACUGGCGACGUGAAUGCAAGGAAAUUCUUUGCCGUCUUAAAUUGAAACCUCCAAAAAAUAUAGAGACAGAAGAUAUCAGGGCGAGGUUGUCUGCAGCUUUGAAGAAAUGUGAAUUGUUACAGAUAUAUGAGCACGGUCAGCCCUGGACAGUCGCCAGCUGCGAUGAAGGAGAGCGAGCUUUCGCCAGCCUGUCCAACAACAUCAAGCCCAGUCGCCUCGUGGUGCUGUCCACCCACACCCGCCCCAUCCCGGGGCUGGGGACGCUGCUGUCCUGCCUCGCCGCCCACCACACCGGCGACAUCAGCCUGCUGCCCCUGGACUACUUCUGGAGGCCAGCAGGGCACUCGGAUAGAGGCAUGGGAGACACCAUCAACAAAUUUAGUGACCGCCUAGAUACCAUGUACGGCCCUACUGAUCAAGUCGUGGCUUACUUAAACGAGCGACAUCCCGCCCAAAUGCUGAGUGGUAGAUUUACGGCUCCCAAAAUCCAAACACGGGUAACCAGAGAGUGGCCUUGCAAGAUCGGUGUGCGUUUUGUUAGAAACUACGACAUCGGGACGUACGUAGCUUUUCCGAAACACAUAGACGAUGCUUGCUGUGUACGAGGAACACCUCUCAACGUCAGCUCAUAUUUGAGGCAGCGCGGUUGUAGCGUCACCCGCUGGCACUUCCCAGACCUCUGCGACGAGGACUUGGACUGGAUGAUCGGCAUUGUGCACCAAUUCAGGCAUUCUCGCCUGCGUGUGGUCUUACCGAGAAAUGGCCUCACCGCUACGGGCGCUCGUCGGAUGUUCGAGAAGCUCCCCGAAAUCCGGGAGGUAUACCACGACCCUGGCGAGGAGCACUUGACGUCAGCUGGCAGUAGCGGUGCACCUGAUCUCACCUUCAUUGAGUUGUCAACGAACAACAUCAUUCAAUGGAUGUAAAAUUCUGCUGUGUGGUUGUAGUUUUUUUAUGCAGUUGGCGGAUCGCAAAUUCCGGGCAAGAUAAUUUGAGACCUGACCUGCUCUUCAAGGCAUUAUCACUGGCGGCCAUGCGGUGUUAUGCCAAAAAAAUUGUAAAGGAAAUAUUUUACAAAAUCAUUUUAUUUAUACGGAUUGAUUUUUGAAUCAUGUUAGGUCUAUUGUGUUUUGUGCCUUUAAUCGUAUAAUAGCACACCAGUGGUUUACGGGCAAGGAUAUGGUUUAUAUUGCAUUAUAUUGUUAUCGAAAAUUGUUAUUGUAACUUGUGACAUUUUUUUCAGUGAUUAAAUUUUAUACAGUUCAAGUGAUAUACCCUGGGGUCACCAGCCUAUUACAAUGAGACUUCACGAGUGAUUAACUUAAAAUAAUGAACGGAAUAAAUAUUCACGGUUAAAUUAAAUU
This is a messenger RNA of Hyalella azteca, 2797 nucleotides long. RefSeq names its product E3 ubiquitin-protein ligase TRIM68. Gene Ontology annotation, molecular function: zinc ion binding. Lineage: Eukaryota; Metazoa; Arthropoda; Malacostraca; Amphipoda; Hyalellidae. The coding region runs from base 815 to 2359 and encodes 514 amino acids. The record is from RefSeq and is a predicted model, not a curated record. The transcript has 7 exons.